This is a messenger RNA of Macrosiphum euphorbiae (potato aphid), 240 nucleotides long. The record is from the annotation of a GenBank genome assembly. NCBI's taxonomy places the organism in Eukaryota, Metazoa, Arthropoda, Insecta, Hemiptera, Aphididae.
AUGGCCAUGGUCGACUCCCCGAUCAACCAUCCGCUGGUGUUGUCAGCGGAUAAAGUGGCCGUCGACCGGAUCGCGGUCUCUCAGGGGCGGCCAGCCGAGGAAGCACCGGACGACAACCUGGUCAGAAGGCCAUGGUGUUCGCCCAGAAACGAUUCGUGGCCGUCAGAACCGGAAAUUCGGACAGAGGACAGCAAGCCGCAAGCGAAUAAAGGACGCCUCCGCACUUUCUGGGGUCUUUAA